AUGAGAAGCUUCACAUACCACGUAGAAACGGUUCAAGCAUGGUUGGCCCUAAGCAGGCUUCACAUAAUCAUCCACCUAAUCGCAGUGGUGUCCCUCUGUUACUAUCGCAUAUCGCACUUGCUACUCCAACCACCAACAGCGCCGUGGAUCCUCAUCACACUCGCCGAGAUUAUUCUCUCCAUGCUAUGCUUCUUCAACCAAGCCUUCCGCUGGCACCCCGUCUCCCGGACCACCCUCACCCACAAGCUCCCGAGGGAGGACCACCUGCCGGGCCUCGACAUCUUCGUCUGCACCCUCGACCCUGAGAAGGAGCCCACCCUGCAGGUCAUGGACACCGUCGUUUCCUCCAUUGCCAUGGACUACCCCUCCGAUAAGCUCGCCGUGUAUCUCUCCGACGACGGUGGAUGUCCGGUGACGCUGUAUGCUAUCAGAGAGGCCAGUGAGUUCGCCAGGGACUGGGUCCCCUUCUGCAGAAAGUAUGGAGUGAAGUUGAGGUGUCCCAAGGUCUUCUUCUCUCCCAUGGGACAAGAUGAACACCUUCGCGAUGAGGAAUUCAAGGCCCAAUGUCACCUCAUGAAGACUAAAUACGAGAAAAUGCAGAAGAACAUAGAGAAAUUUGGUUCAGAUCCUGAGAAUCUUCGUAUUGUGAGCGACAGGGCUCCUCGUAUUGAGAUUAUAAAUGACCAACGGGGAUUGCCACUUGUCGUGUAUGUGUCUCGCGAAAGAAGACCAACCCUUCCUCACAAGUUCAAAGGAGGAGCCCUCAACACAUUGCUCAGGGUCUCGGGUUUUCUCAGUAAUGCACCUUACUUUCUAGUUGUGGAUUGUGAUAUGUUUUGCAAUGACCCAACCUCUGCCAAACAAGCCAUGUGCUUCUUCCUUGAUCCUCACACCUCCAAAACUACUGCAUUUGUUCAAUUCCCUCAAAUGUUUCACAACCUUAGCAAAAAGGACAUCUAUGAUAGUCAAACUAGGACUGCUUUUAAGACAAUGUGGCAAGGCAUGGAUGGACUAAGAGGUCCUGGUCUUUCUGGCAGUGGCAAUUACUUGAGUAGAAGUGCGUUACUAUUUGGAAGUCCUAACCAAAAAAAUGACUACCUGCUAGAUGCACAAAAGUACUUUGGCAACUCUGCUGGGUUCAUUGAAUCAUUGAAGGUCAUCCGUGGACAGAAAACUGCCAAAACGAACAUUUCAAGAGAAGAUAGGUUAAGAGAAGCUCUAGCUGUGUCCACCUGUUCCUACGAAAACAACACAAAAUGGGGUAGAGAGGCAAGUGGGAUUCUCAUAUGUGAUCUUACUAGAGAGUAG
Sphenostylis stenocarpa is the source of this 1308-nucleotide messenger RNA. The record is from the annotation of a GenBank genome assembly. Lineage: Eukaryota; Viridiplantae; Streptophyta; Magnoliopsida; Fabales; Fabaceae.